Molecule: messenger RNA, 1821 nt
Organism: Spea bombifrons (plains spadefoot toad)
Lineage: Eukaryota; Metazoa; Chordata; Amphibia; Anura; Pelobatidae
Gene: CABP1
Product: calcium binding protein 1
Exons: 6
Coding region: 136-1368 (410 amino acids)
Molecular function (GO): calcium ion binding
Source: RefSeq, a predicted model, not a curated record
UUUCACUCCCGCUCUCUCCUCCCUCUCCAUUCAAGUUGAGCGCUGGAGCUGUCACCGGCUCCCCAGUGCUGAACGGACGCGGUUGACACAAUAUGCCACUACCUCGGGUGAGCUGAGAGGUUCGUCUGAAGGGACAUGAGCGACACCAGCGGCUCCCUGUUGCCGGCUGGGGAGACCAGAAGAGCCCAUCAUAGACACCAUCUGCCACACGAGACAGAUCCCAGCUUCAGGAGGCCUCUCUGUCACCCCAGAGAAGAGCUAGAUGGGGGCAGGAGGCGCCACUCCCCAUGUACAGACGAGAGCCCCCCAAUAACCAGGCGAGUGCCCCCACCAGAAGGGGGUCGAAGGUCCAAGCACCCCCAUUAUCACCAGCACCACCCCAGUCACCACCGGCAUUCUUCCAUUCACCCCCAACAUGCCUCCUGUAACUACCAAUGCCACAGUCCUCCUCAUGAUCACAUUCAGCACCAUCCUAAUUUCCAGAGUCACCACCCCCAUACCCCCUCUCACCAGCCACACAUAGGUCAGAUCCAGAGCCCCUCUGCCCAUCCACACAUGGCUCCCCACAGCCAUAGACAUCAAUCUCCCAGCCCCAAGCAGCAUGUGCACAGUCCUAGGCACCCUUCCCACAACUCCAAGGAGUACCCACCCAGCCCCAGGAAUUGCCCACCCAGCCCCCGGGACCAUCCACCCAGUCCCAGGCAGCUUCCGGCUCAUCCCAGGGAGCAUCCAGACAGUGGAGCUGAACAGAGGGCAAAGAGAAAGGAGUCUGUCAAGGGGUCAGAAGGAGCCUCCACCCAGACCACCAAACCAAGUGACCCUCCUCCCACCAAAAGCAGCGACAGUGACCCUGAAGCUGAGCCCCUGUUUGUGGAGCUGCACCCCAUCCUCAGCUCUGUGUUUGGCCAGGACAGAGAAUUACGUCCAGAGGAGAUAGAAGAACUCAGAGAGGCGUUUAAGGAAUUUGACAAGGAUAAGGAUGGAUACAUCAGCUGCAAGGAUCUGGGGGACUGUAUGAGGACCAUGGGGUACAUGCCAACUGAGAUGGAGUUGAUUGAGUUGUCACAGCAGAUCAACAUGAACCUUGGUGGCCAUGUAGAUUUUGAUGAUUUUGUAGAGUUGAUGGGUCCUAAACUUCUCGCCGAAACAGCAGAUAUGAUUGGAGUGAAGGAGCUUCGAGAUGCAUUCAAAGAGUUUGACACUAAUGGUGAUGGAGAGAUCAGUACAAGUGAAUUGCGUGAAGCCAUGAAAAAACUGCUUGGACAACAAAUUGGUCACAGGGACAUUGAGGAUAUAAUACGUGAUGUUGAUCUCAAUGGUGAUGGUCAGGUCGACUUUGAAGAGUUUGUCCGGAUGAUGUCUCGUUGAAACAUUGGAGGAUCCAUGUUUGUUUCACCCAAAUUAUUUACCUGUCCUGGGGAAGCAACGACUGCAUCACUACACUACCAUCCCUGCCCUUGUACUGGGCAGUGCCCGUGUAACCCAAGGUGUCACUAACUGGAGGGGCUGUGCCCAUGUUAUUUCCCGGUUGUCAUGUUGAUCUGAUCCAGCACCAGUCAUUCUGCCUGUUCAUCUUCUGUGAUUGUUAUGGUAUCAUUCCACAAACACAGUUCUAGCCCCCCCUGCAUGGAGCCCAAAAAGAGGGCCACUUUUAAUGUUCUCUCUGUGACUCUGGUGGCAAGAAGGACCCUUCAGGAUAAUCAAAAGAAAAAGCUGUGUAUGCAUGAGUCAGACCCAUGUGUGUGACAUUACAGAGGAGUCGUGCAAUAAUAGAAUAGAAUCUGCUUCCUGAAUUUCAAUAAAUAGUCAGUAUUACUCACA